AUGGCAACGGCCUGGAGACGAAGCACACUCUGUUUCCGUGAACCAUGGCCACCGCACCACCCCCAGCACUACCGCAGCUGCUACUAUCUUCGUCUUGUCUUGCUCAUCAGCCUCGCCAUCCUUCUUAUGGAGGUAGCUGGAGUAGAAGGGAGAGUGAGCAGCAAGGGGUGCUUGGACAGGGAGAGGGAUGCUCUCUUGCUUUACAAAGCCGCCAUCAAAGAUCCUUCCGGCCGCUUGUCUUCAUGGCGUGCCCAAGUGGACUGCUGCGCUUGGACUGGCGUAGUCUGUCACAACACAACGGGCAGCGUGCGAGUGGCGGAGCUCAACCUUGAAAAUCCAAAUGCCUACCAAGACGAUAAUUGGUGGGAGACGGCUUUGAGGGGUGAGCUGCUGCAUCCUUCAUUAUUGUCUUUAACUCACUUGCGAAACUUAAGUCUCAGCUGCAAUGACUUCGAGGGCACCCAAAUUCCACCUCUCGUUGGUUCUCUUCACAAACUCAGGUAUCUUGAUCUUUCUGACUCCAACUUCAGUGGAACCAUUCCCCCUCAUCUCGGAAACUUAACUAAUCUUCGUUAUCUUGUUCUCUAUGCCUAUCAUUAUCGUUAUUCUGCUACAAUUUUCCACAGCCUAGACUGGCUCUCCCGCCUUUCUUCUUUGAUUUAUCUGGACAUGUCUGCUUUGGAUCUCAGCGCUGUCUCCCAUAAUUGGCUUUCAGCAGUCAACAUGUUACCUUCCCUGCAACAAUUAUAUUUAUAUGAUUGUAAAAUUAGCAAUAUCCCUCUUUCUCUCAACUUCCAUCUCAAUCUCACUUCUCUCGCAACUCUUCAUCUUGGUAGAAACAAUUUCAACUCUUCUUUUCCUAACUGGUUGUGGAAUCUCACAAGCCUCUCGUCUCUUCAACUUUAUUACUCAAAUAUUCGAGGAAUGUUGCCUAACGAAAUUGUGAAUAAAUUCUCUGGAAAUAUACCUUUGUGGAUUGGGCAAAGUUGGCAACGGUUGCGUAUUCUUCGAUUGUCCUCAAAUAUGCUCAAUGGCAACAUUGAUUCACAACUUGGGUAUUUGAGGGAUCUACAAAUCAUCGACUUUGCAAAUAACAAAUUAUCGGGGACAAUACCACAUUCUUUUGGAAAUUUCAGCACAAUGAUUUCGACAUCAGUUGAACUACUUCCUUCUUUUAAUGUACCAAUCGAAAUACUAGAAGCAACCAACAUUUAUAGCGGAAGUGAAAGCAUUACUUUAGUCACAAAAGGAGACCAACUUAUGUUUUCAUCUAUUCUUUAUCUUGUGAAGAGUAUAGAUCUUUCAAACAAUGAAUUGACAUAUGAGAUUCCCGAAGAAUUAGGAUAUCUUGUUGGACUCCACACUUUAAAUUUAUCAAGAAACUACUUCAAAGGUAAAAUACCAGAUAGCAUCGGCAAAAUGAGUUCAUUGGAAACUUUGGAUUUGUCCUUCAAUAAUUUAUCAGGGAUUAUUCCUCAAAGCUUAUCACAACUAAAUGCUUUGAGUCAUUUGAAUUUGUCUUAUAACAACCUAUCUGGAAGCAUUCCCUAUGGGAAUCAACUUCAAACAUUGGAUGAUGCAUCUAUUUAUAUUGGUAAUCCUUUUCUUUGUGGAGACUUAGUAAACAAGAGUUGCUUUCAUGGGAACCACACCAAUGCAAAAAGCGAGGAAAAUGUAAUAUUAUCGCCAAUGUUAUCAAUCUAUCUCAGUAGUACACUUGGAUAUUUAGUUGGAUUGUGGAGUGUGUUUGUCCUUCUACUAUUCAAGAAAAGAUGGAGGUACUCUUACUUUCAGAAGGUAGAUGAAAUUUAUGAUAAAGUUUAUGUGGCAAUCAAGAUAAGAUUGAAUAGAGCAGUGAAUGAAUAA
Zingiber officinale is the source of this 1866-nucleotide messenger RNA. RefSeq names its product receptor-like protein EIX1. The coding region runs from base 1 to 1866 and encodes 621 amino acids. NCBI's taxonomy places the organism in Eukaryota, Viridiplantae, Streptophyta, Magnoliopsida, Zingiberales, Zingiberaceae. The record is from RefSeq and is a predicted model, not a curated record. Gene Ontology annotation, molecular function: protein binding. The transcript is spliced from 2 exons.